AUGUCCUCCCCAAACUGUGCUAACCCUGAACCCACUAUUGUUAUAGUGUCUGACCGACUGAGCUACCUUGUCAACAGAAUGUCCUCGCCCAACUGUGCUAACCCUGAACCCACUAUUGUUAUAGUGUCUAACCGACUGAGCUACCUUGUCAACAGAAUGUCCUCGCCCAACUGUGCUAACCCUGAACCCACUAUUGUUAUAGUGUCUAACCGACUGAGCUACCUUGUCAACAGAAUGUCCUCGCCCAACUGUGCUAACCCUGAACCCACUAUUGUUAUAGUGUCUAACCGACUGAGCUACCUUGUCAACAGAAUGUCCUCGCCCAACUGUGCUAACCCUGAACCCACUAUUGUUAUAGUGUCUAACCGACUGAGCUACCUUGUCAACAGAAUGUCCUCGCCCAACUGUGCUAACCCUGAACCCACUAUUGUUAUAGUGUCUAACCGACUGAGCUACCUUGUCAACAGAAUGUCCUCGCCCAACUGUGCUAACCCUGAACCCACUAUUGUUAUAGUGUCUAACCGACUGAGCUACCUUGUCAACAGAAUGUCCUCGCCCAACUGUGCUAACCCUGAACCCACUAUUGUUAUAGUGUCUAACCGACUGAGCUACCUUGUCAACAGAAUGUCCUCGCCCAACUGUGCUAACCCUGAACCCACUAUUGUUAUAGUGUCUAACCGACUGAGCUACCUUGUCAACAGAAUGUCCUCGCCCAACUGUGCUAACCCUGAACCCACUAUUGUUAUAGUGUCUAACCGACUGAGCUACCUUGUCAACAGAAUGUCCUCGCCCAACUGUGCUAACCCUGAACCCACUAUUGUUAUAGUGUCUAACCGACUGAGCUACCUUGUCAACAGAAUGUCCUCGCCCAACUGUGCUAACCCUGAACCCACUAUUGUUAUAGUGUCUAACCGACUGAGCUACCUUGUCAACAGAAUGUCCUCGCCCAACUGUGCUAACCCUGAACCCACUAUUGUUAUAGUGUCUAACCGACUGAGCUACCUUGUCAACAGAAUGUCCUCGCCCAACUGUGCUAACCCUGAACCCACUAUUGUCAUAGUGUCUAACCGACUGAGCUACCUUGUCAACAGAAAUGUCCUCGCCCAACUGUGCUAA
Molecule: messenger RNA, 1116 nt
Organism: Mizuhopecten yessoensis (Yesso scallop)
Lineage: Eukaryota; Metazoa; Mollusca; Bivalvia; Pectinida; Pectinidae
Product: TRIO and F-actin-binding protein-like
Exons: 1
Coding region: 1-1116 (371 amino acids)
Source: RefSeq, a predicted model, not a curated record